This is a messenger RNA of Amborella trichopoda, 1363 nucleotides long. Its product is annotated as phenylcoumaran benzylic ether reductase Betv6. Gene Ontology annotation, molecular function: oxidoreductase activity. The record is from RefSeq and is a predicted model, not a curated record. Lineage: Eukaryota; Viridiplantae; Streptophyta; Magnoliopsida; Amborellales; Amborellaceae.
CUCCCUCCCUACCUCCAUGCUUCACUGCAACUGCUCUCUCUUCUCUCUGCGUCGUCUCGUCUCGUCUUUGGUUGUGAGAAAUAAGGAUGGGUGAGAAAAGCAAGAUAUUGUUUAUCGGAGCCACUGGGUACAUCGGACGGUUCAUAGUGCAGGCGAGUGCGAAGGCAGGCCAUCCGACGUUCGCUUUGGUGAGAGAAAAGACGGUUUCUGAUCCUGCUAAGGCUCCCAUUAUCCAAUCCUUCACUUCUGCUGGCGUCACCCUUCUUCAUGGUGAUCUUUACGACCAUGAGAGCCUUGUGAAGGCCAUAAAGCAGGUGGAUGUUGUGAUCUCAACCGUUGGUCAUGCUCAACUGGCGGACCAGGAUAAGCUCAUUGCCGCCAUCAAAGAAGCAGGAAAUGUUAAGAAGUUUUUCCCUUCCGAGUUUGGAAAUGAUGUCGAUAGAGUUCAUGCAGUUGAGCCUGCAAAGUCUGCUUUUGAAACAAAAGCUAAGAUUCGUCGUGCCAUUGAAGCCGCAGGCAUUCCUUAUACUUAUGUAUCUUCCAACUUUUUUGCUGGUUAUUUCCUUCCCACCCUAGCACAACCUGGAGUUACCUCUCCUCCAAGGGAUAAGGUUGUCAUCCUUGGAGAUGGAAACCCUAAAGCUAUAUUUGUUAAGGAAGAUGACAUUGGCACCUACACCAUCAAAGCUGUGGAUGACCCAAGAACAUUGAACAAGAUCUUGUAUCUCAGACCCCCUGGCAACAUAUACUCCUUCAAUGAGCUUGUGGCACUUUGGGAGAAGAAGAUUGGAAAGACCAUUGAGAAGACCUAUGUUCCAGAGGACCAAGUCCUCAAGAACAUUGAAGAGACUCCCUUUCCUGUAAAGAUUGUGAUUGCUAUCGGGCAUUCAGUCUUCGUGAAGGGUGACCAUACCAACUUCGAGAUUGAGGAGUCUUUUGGGGUAGAAGCCUCCAAGCUCUAUCCAGAUGUGAACAACACCACUGUGGAUGAGUACCUUAACCAGUUUGUCUGAACCCCUUUUGCUUUUCUUUGUUCUCACUUCAUAAAAUAAUAAUACAGAAGGGGAGGUCGAUUGUGUUAUUUCUAUCAGGUUGCUUUAAGAGAAUUAGAAAGAAACAGAGCUCUUCUAUGUUGGACCACUGUUUCAUGUGUCGUGUAUGUAUCCUUGUUGAGAAAUUCAGCUGGUAAGUUGCACGUCUCUUUGGAGUUCUCAUUGAGAUAAUUUGCUAGAAGUGAACCGACUGUCCUCCAGCAGAUUAAUGCUUUCAUUGCUUUGAUUCAGAUACCUGAACAUCUAUAUUUUUUGGGUGUUGGGGCACUGCUUUCUAAAUAUGAUUCAGAAGAUUGGGUGUUUGAUGGUUU